Pogonomyrmex barbatus (red harvester ant) is the source of this 2158-nucleotide messenger RNA. RefSeq lists its product as uncharacterized. Gene Ontology annotation, molecular function: RNA polymerase II transcription regulatory region sequence-specific DNA binding; DNA-binding transcription factor activity, RNA polymerase II-specific. NCBI's taxonomy places the organism in Eukaryota, Metazoa, Arthropoda, Insecta, Hymenoptera, Formicidae. The record is from RefSeq and is a predicted model, not a curated record. Gene Ontology annotation, biological process: regulation of transcription by RNA polymerase II; embryonic hindgut morphogenesis; embryonic pattern specification. Gene Ontology annotation, cellular component: nucleus.
UCUUCGGGGCGCCUUUGCACCGCCAGCAUCGUGUGUGUGUAUCCUCUUUCCCGUUUUCGCGUUUGAACGUCGUAUCCAACGGGAACGGUCCUUUCGGGAAUUGACACCUGACCGACGAGAACAUGUGAACUCGCGACGGAGCUCGGCAACGUCGUGCAGGAGCGAAUCGCACGUAAGACUACCGGAGUAUCGGAGGUUCACCGGCACACGAAUCUACUUCACGUUGCAACGUCCAUCGGGAUCAGUCGAGACAAGUCAGGAACUGCCGAUCGCCUUGCCAAUGAUACCGGCGGGACAGGGGAGGCGCGCGUUCCAGAGGCUAAUCCGGGACGAUUCAAACGACGGUGGAGGAUGCAGCAGCAGGAGGAGGAACAGCAUCAGGAAUCGGAGCAGGAACAACGGAGACUCGUAAUGGUGCCGUCCACCUCGUCCUCGUCGUUGACUUCGUCGUCGGUCACGAUCGCGGCGGACCCACGCGAGGCCGAUGUUACUGUAAAUUCCGAAUUACCCAAUCUGGCGUUCCAGAGCGUCGCCCUGCGGCUUCAAGACGCUCUUCUCACUGCCCUGCAGCGAGCAGCGCUCUUACCGCCGGGACACGUCGCCGCGGCGGCUUUUAAUCUGCAAGCACUAGAAACGUAUCUGACACUUCAUCGUCUCCAUGCGAGCGGCGCGACUUCCGGUGUCGCGCAAACCUCAAGCGCAACCACGACCGUCCUCGGCAAUCAGAGAUGUUCGUUGAACGCGAAUGUCGACGCGGCCCUGAGCUCGACGAUCGUCAAGAACGAUCAUCUGACGGCCGAUCAGCUGCUCCGAUCGGCCGCCUCGGCGAUCGGCGAGGACGACGAGGCACGGCUGGAUUUCGUGACCGACACCGAGGAGGAUCUGGCGCUUCUCGCGGAGGAAGAGGAGGUCCUGCUGAGCGAGACGACCGGGACGGCCGGCUCUUCCGCUAACCACGAGCUCCUUCUACGUCGAAUAUCCGAGGGGAAUCGUGCGAGCACGUCGGUGACGACGGUCUCACGAUCGUCAUCCUUGACCGCACCUUCGUCGUCCUUCGCGUCGUCGACGACUUCCUCAGGCUGCUCCUCGGCCUCGUCCACCUCGUCGUCCUCCUCCUCGUCCGCGCAACACGCUUCGAUCGCGGUGGACUCGAGUGUACCAAGGACUUGCCGUACGUCCCGGCCCAAGAAACAGUUCAUUUGUAAGUUCUGCAGCCGACAAUUCACAAAGAGCUACAAUCUGUUGAUCCACGAGAGGACGCACACCGAUGAGCGGCCGUAUUCGUGUGACAUAUGUGGCAAAGCUUUCCGACGGCAAGAUCAUCUCAGAGAUCACAGGUACAUUCACAGCAAGGAGAAACCGUUUAAAUGCGCCGAGUGCGGCAAGGGAUUUUGCCAGAGUAGGACACUGGCUGUCCACAAAAUUUUGCAUAUGGAGGAAUCACCGCACAAAUGUCCCGUCUGUGCCAGGAGCUUUAAUCAGAGGAGCAACCUGAAGACACACCUACUCACGCAUACGGAUAUCAAGCCUUAUCACUGCGCCUCCUGCGGCAAGGUCUUCCGCAGGAAUUGCGAUCUGAGAAGGCACUCAUUGACCCACAAUUUGGGAGUACCGUCAUCGCCACCGCCCUCGGGAAUCCCGGUUUCCGGUUCGAGCACCAUUGUUCUUCAAGAGACAUCUUAAUGCGCGGGCCGAUCCAUCGAUUUCUCCCUCUCCUUCAUCGGGACAAAGUCCCUGCCUGGGCGCUUUCUUACAACAACGCGGAUCCGAUCGACGUCCAUUUAUUAUAACACCGCAGUGAUCUUGACUCUUCAACGUGCAAUCAAUUCCGACGGUCGAUUCGAUCGCGUCGAUACGGUCCACCAUGGUACGGUCUUGGAUCUUGAUCUCUUGCGCGUAUUCACAUUGUAUCUAUCUGCCUGCACUAUCUAUCAUCGUUAACGUUUAGAGCGUAAUCAUUGUUAUGUAUGUACAUCGCGAUAAGGUCAAAUACGGAUUCGUGCAUGUUUAGAUUUGUAAUUCUAUGUAUGCGAUACGCAGUAUAGGUACCCCGGAAUAACGUAUAGUUGUCUCCGUUCUUAUAGAUCGCGUACCUACUGUACUGUCCGUUGUGUUCUGUCGUUCGUGUGUAAAAUAAACAUUUAUUAUUAUUUUUUAA